Molecule: messenger RNA, 2011 nt
Organism: Cylicocyclus nassatus
Lineage: Eukaryota; Metazoa; Nematoda; Chromadorea; Rhabditida; Strongylidae
Source: the annotation of a GenBank genome assembly
UCUUUCAGUGUCCAAUGCUGUCAGCCGAGCGAGCCUCGGUCUUCCAGCUUGCGAUCGGCUUCUUCGGCUUUAUCAACGCGCUCAAUGCCUCACUGGAAAAUGCUGAGAAGUCGGCGACUCUCCAGCUCUACAUCAACACUCACUGGAUUACCACUAUCGUGCUCUUUGCUGGGAUUUCCCGACUAGUCAUGAUUAGAUCGUGGAUUGCAGAGAUAUUCGCAGUGUUUCUGCAGUUAUUGUGUCUGUGUAUCUCAGUGAAUGCCGUUAUUGCAGAUCUAUGGAAUUUAAGGGUUUUGUCGUAUCCAUCCAUCCGUAUCCAUCCAAAAUCAAACAUUACAUUGUUAACAGAAGAAACGCUAACUCAUGUAAAGACUUACAAUGGGAUUGAUUCACUUCUUUCACUGAUUGCAUUUAUUCUGGCUGCUUACAUAAUAUUCCUGCACUUCAACUCUUCUUCCAAUACCUACAGUCAACUGCCAUCGGUGAGGCUGCUCGGCAUGGGAACUGCCCUGGUUGCUCUGGGAGUAGUUCGUUUCUUUUGUUACCUUCGGGAAUUUUUUAUGCUUACUGGGCAAGAUCGUGUGCGAGACUUAUUUGCCAAUUACACUCUAGAUGAACCAGCUUGGAUCUUCACGCAGUUGACUCUCGGUAUUCUUUGCGUUCUGGCAGCUAGAGGUAGCAAGCUCAUGAGAGCGUUAGCUUUAUCCAUGGCCGCUGCAACUCUUAUGCCAUCUGUUUUCUAUUUGUGGCUCGAUUACAGAUGGUUGGCUUCUUCCCGUCUGUCAUAUGUAACAGAGUCAUUCCCACCUCAUUUGCAAGACUGGCAAGUGAUUGGUGUGAUAAUCUCCUUUCUGAACGUCGGAGUGGUCGCUGCUACUCUUCUUCAGCUAAUAACAAUGCAUUCGACUUGGCGUUCGUUAACUAUCGAUGAGAAGACCAAAGGAUUUUUCAUUGCCACUGCUGCUCUCUUCUUGCUACUUUCUUGCAGUACGAUAUCGCUUGACGUGUAUACAAUUUGGAAGGGGCUUUUCUACAGGCUUUUCCAAGGAGCCGAACAGAAAACUCCUUUCCUGACCGCUCUUACAGCCAUAUUUGCAAUGACCGCUUCAAUGUCGAAAUUUGCUCCUAUAGCACUUCCAGCAUGUGUUUGUCUCUCGCUUUACUCUCUCAAUUCGACAAUAUUUCAAAUGAUCUCGUAUCUCUAUCUAUCGUCAAAUAAAUAUUUUGGUGAUCAACUGUGCGAGCUUUUCUUCCCACCAUCUAGUCGAUGUUUUGUCUCAGUUACAAGAAGAGAGGCCAUUAUCCACUUCAUCCAGGUGCUGCUGGACUUCUUUGUGUUGAUACUGUCCAGUAUUUUGUGCAUAGUCGCAAUGCGUAUAUCCGUAAUGAUCAAAGGUUCAGGCAGUGGUGUCAAUCGCAAGUUGGAAUCUCCCAUUAGGUGGCUUGGGGUGCUGAUGGCUUUGUGUGGACUGGCGGUGUUGCUAGCGGCCCUAGCCUAUUUUGGAUUAUUAUCUUCUAAGGAUAAUAUUUACAAACAUCCAAUGGUCAUCGUCUAUGUGGCGCUCUAUCAUAUAGCUCUAGCUAUCGGCCUCAUUGUUUUCCCCCUCUAUCAGGUCAUCUGCUCAGAAAAGCUUGCUUUUCACCCCAUGUCUCAAACUACGCUCUUGAUUAUGUCUGUUGUUCGAUUCGUGGAGAUUCUGACUCAACUAGAUUAUCGAGGAACCGGUGACGAGCUCUCGGCUGACUGGAAGGUCCACCACAUAGCUGAAUUCAUUGCGAUGGGAAGUCAUUUUGCAACUGCCGUGUUGACGAUCCGACUAAUGGGGAAUAGCAUAGAAGAGCCAGACGCAGACGAACUUCGAUUCAAUAAUCCAUUAACUUUGGAAGCGAGCGGAGACUAUUUACAACUUAGGCAUCAAGAAGAAACCUAAAAAAUGAAAAUAUGGUGUUUAUGAAUCUAUUUGUAUAAAAUUUCGUCUUUUUCCUAUUCAAUGGGAAUCAAAAAGUAAAU